CUUACCUGAGCCGAUGCUACCUCGACCUUAUCGCCGACUGCUCCGAUGACCCCACUCGCCUGGAGUCAUGGCUGUCAUAGGCCAGGCGGUAUACUGAUUAGAGUACCUGUGGCUCAGGUCAAUCCGGGCACCGGCCAUGGUUAGCACAUCAGUUCUAUGUAGCUCCGCAUCCAAUAUGACGUAGGCCAUUCUUCUACGAGACACCUCCUCUCCCGACCCUCGAGUUCUAGCUCUCUCAGUUUCUCAUUCUUCUAAUUCUCCUCCCAAGCAUCUCUCAUCUAUUUCCCCUUCGCCAAUCUCAAUCCUCUUGUGGUGCGGAGAUCUCAUAGACAUCCCCAAGCCUUGUCCAGAAACCACUCAACAAUCAUGACGAAAUUCACUUUUGCCAACUCUUCCCAAAAGGUUCCCGGCGAUGGGAUUCUCCCCGCCGAGUUUACCAUCAAAGCACCUCCUUCCACAGAUGCCUGGUCCAAACCUCCGUCCACGGACACCUUUAACGCCCCCAUCCUAUAUCAGACCGUUCCAUUGAAGUCUUUCAAGCGGGUCCGAGUCGCCUUCAACGCGCUCUGGCAACAGGAAUAUGAUCAGGGUGGACUCAUCCUCGUCCUCAACGGCGCGGGCGGAACCCGGAAAUGGGUCAAGACGGGCAUUGAGCUCACCCGCGGCCGACCUCACCUGAGUACCGUCACCAAGGACAAAUGGGCGGAUUGGAGUCUGCAGCCGGUUCCGUCGGGCGGUGGAUUAGCGACGCUAGAACUCGUCAAAGAGCCAGACAACAGCCUGUGGAUUUAUCUUGUGGAGGGCAUCCAGAAGUCCCCUCUUCGAGAGAUCACCUGGUUCUUUGAGGAACCGGAUGUCCAGGACUUCUGGGUCGGGUUAUACGCAGCUCGGCCCUCCAAGGAGGGAGACGACCUCGUGGUGAACUUUGGCCAUCUGAUCGUUGAAGCGGCGGAGUAAUGGGUGAUAACGGACAAAUGUAAUGAAGCAGGACGAACAUGACUAUUCAGGUCAUACAUAUCUUGUAUUGAGUCGAACUGCAGCCG
Molecule: messenger RNA, 1043 nt
Organism: Aspergillus ibericus CBS 121593
Lineage: Eukaryota; Fungi; Ascomycota; Eurotiomycetes; Eurotiales; Aspergillaceae
Exons: 1
Coding region: 367-957 (196 amino acids)
Source: RefSeq, a predicted model, not a curated record